Moneuplotes crassus is the source of this 3329-nucleotide messenger RNA. The record is from the annotation of a GenBank genome assembly. NCBI's taxonomy places the organism in Eukaryota, Ciliophora, Spirotrichea, Euplotida, Euplotidae.
GUAAAAUGUCUAAAAAGGAAUACCAAAUAAGCUAUCUCCCUGACGAAGAUGGGUUCAAACCUCAUCCUUUAAAGAAAUUACGGGCAGCUAAGAACAAUGAAGAUAUCAUCAAGGAUUAUAAAAGAGCAGAGCCUAUCUGAAAUGAGUCAGAAACAUUUAAAGAAGGUCAACCAAAGCUAAAUGAGAAAAUGAGUGUAAAAAUAGAGAAGAAUCCUCUCUUUGACUUACAAAAAGAGGAAGAGAAACAGGAGGUCACACCAGAAAUCCAUGAAGACUUUGGAGCUGAUAAAGUUAUUAUCUACGAGCGUGAUAUAAUUAAAGGAGUCUCAGUUCCAGAAGAUGCUCCAGAUAGCCCUAAGAAAAAGAAGAAGGUGUCAUUGUUUGCUCAAAUGAUGAAAAAUAAGAAAAUGGUAGAUAAAGGAGCUAAAGAAGCUACUCCUGAAAACAAGACUAAUUUUCCAAUUGCUGAGAAAAUAGAUAUUCCAAUAAGCGUAGACAAAGAUCCUCUUCAAAAAGAUGAGGGAGUAUUUCAGAGCCAAUUUCAGAAAAUUUCUUCAAUAAGCUCAAAAGAAAGUCAAGAUCCAAAAGAUAAAAUGUCUAAAGUUCAGUGGUGGGAUCAGAGUGCUGUUAACUCAAGCUUAAAUAGUGAUCUGAAUGAGAUAAGUCAAGAUAAUAGCCAAAAGGUGCAAAAUAUGAGUCAGAGUGAGAGAAAUGAAGCAUUAGAGGCAAUAAAGAAAUCCAUCCCUCCAGCUCUUCUUCAAAAAUUAGAAAGGAUGGCUAUGAAUCAGCUCAAUAUUAAAUAAACCAGUAAAAAUUGAGUAUGAGAAAGACGAGGAGGACGAAGAGUCUAAACUUCAGGAGGUCUCAUCUGAAGCAGAUUCUACAGUUAAACUUACUGAAAACGAAAAGGGUCCACAAAAUGACAAAAAUACUCCUAACAUCUCAAAAGAUUCUUUCUUCCUGGACAAGAAUGGAUUAACUGAAUCAGAGAUUCUUUCUCAUGAAGUUUAUAUUAACAGAAGUGGAGAUUGCAAAGUUGGGCAAAAGGAAACGUUAAAGGGUUCCUCAACUUUAAUUUCAGAUAGGCUAAAUAUUGAUGAGAAUACAGACAUUACUGAAAAAUUCUUCUCUACCAAUGACAUAAUUUUCCUCCUUCAUAGUAGCUAUAUCCCACAAAGAAUGCUAGCUUUGAGUAUUCUUGAGAAUUUCCUAUCGUUAAAUCCAGAUGCAAUAGUCAUGAAAAAGUGAGUAUUCAUGAGCAAAGAUGUGCUGAAAUCAUGCCUUAUUGUUUUAUCUCAAUCCUCAAAAGUACCAAUAUCCUACCAAGCUGUGUUCUUUCAGAUUCUUGUGACACUCAUUAAAGAAUUGACUAAGGAAAUUCCAAGAGUAAAGAUAUUACCAGAUUUCAGACUUCAAACAGACCUAAAUGUUCCUGAAUUCAAAUGGAAGGAGUCUCUCGGAUUCGGCUCUGAUCAACCUCUUUCAGAAAUAGUGAAUUUGAUAACUUCUGAAUUCCCAAUAAUUGCCACUAUAGUAGAAGGGAUCCUUCAAGAUCUAGAUCAAAGCUUUACUCAUAUUUGCUGAGACUUGCUUGAAAACACACUGACUUUAAGCAAAAAUGUUGUCAAAGGGAUCCCAGAAAACUAUUUCAUUAAGCUGGUACAAAGAUUACUCAAGAUGAACAAGUUUAGCUUGCUAUCAGUCCUAGUAAAAUGCUCUAAAUAUUGAGCUAUCAAUAUCUGCACUGUGAUUCAAAGUAACAAAGAUUGGAAUGAAGAGUAUCUGUGAAUUCUAGAAGAAACGGUCAAGUAUUUAACUCUGAGGACUCAAAGUAUUACCUUAGAUGAUCAUGAAGCUAAAAUUGAGAAUCAAUUACCCUCUCUAGAAACUGAAGACUUUACAGAAGCUUUCCUUCAAAAGCUCAAAUUUUGAUAUCUCUUAAAGCUGAAUGCAAAAUGGAAGAUUCUAGCUAAGACGACUGAAAAACGAUAUGAAGUCACUGUAUUUCUUCAGAAGUUGUUGAGCUUUAUUUUUCCUGAAGGCCAAAUUUGAACAGACUCCCUAACUCUGACUGUCAUUUCCGAGGUUAUUCAUAUACUCCAGCUUGAUUUCUACCAAAGUUGUGUAGGGCUCGAUUAUAGCUGGGCUGAUGAGCGAACUUCUAAAUUUUACAAGGAUGUUCAAUCAGCACUUAAAGGAGUUUGAGAGAAGCUUGUUCAAGAUGAAACUUAUAUUGAUCAAGUCAAAAACUCAAGUUGAAUGAAGCACCAUAUGCUCAUCAUCGAAGCUAUAUUAAGAGAGACUAAAGAAAUUGAUUGAGAAAGUGUAUUAUCAAUUGUUCACCCAGUUGAUGAUGAGACUAGGGAUGCAUCUCUCUUGAUAAUGAGAAGGUCUGUGGAGUCUUCUAAAACUUGCCUGAAAAUUUGUUAUGAAAAAUAUCUUGAGUACUUUUCACAAAUAAGCAGAGAAAGUCUUAUAGAGAAAUAUCAAAAUGCAUCAUUGAAACCUAUUCUGCAGUGUUUUAUCAGAAACAAGAAAAUAUUAACUGAUAAAGAUCCAAACUUUUGCUGAUUAUCCAUUGUUCAACAUUUGCUCACCCUACUUGUUCCAGGUGAUGAGAAAGUUCUUUUGCAAGUUCUUGAAGAGUUAUUUAAGGAGAAUGAAGUAUUAUUAUCAUUCUAUAUGGGAUAUGGAAAUAUCCUAGAUGAAAAGGAUCCAAAGCCAAAGAUCAGCUUCUCUCAGCUGAAAAACAAUCCUUACCUUCCAUUAGACCAAGACUGGUUCAUAAAGCCUCUUCUGUUCUCUAAAUAAAGCUAAUAAUGAAGGCAACAAUCCAGAGAACAUCCCAAAAGAUUCACUGAGACCACUUUUUACAGAAAUUUUCAGCCAUCUAGUGAAACUCUACAUCAAAAAUGAGCAUGAAAACCCAAUUUUACUCCAAAUAUUUGGGGACAUUUCUCAUGCCAAACUCUUAUCUAUGGCUUUAGAGUUUAUUACUUUUGCUUACAUUCAAGAUAACACUACGCUCGUCAGCAAGAGUAUUGUUGCAAAUUGAAUGCAGAUCCUCCUCCAUUUUAAAUCAAAACUUAAGGUUAUUGGCAUCUCUGAUGAACAAAGGAAGAAACUCACUGAGUCAGGAGAGUUUGCUGCUCAGUUCCUGAAUGAGUUUGGCUUCAUAGAAAUCGGAAGUGAGUUUGUAUCAAAAGCAGUACACUUCCUCGUCCAAGAGAACCUCAUGAGUGAUGGAAGUUUAAAGGAUAUUUGGCAUUGUCUCGAGCAAGCACUUGAAGAUUAUGAUUAGUCUCGUUUCAAUAAAAAGUCCAAUAUUU